This is a messenger RNA of Coregonus clupeaformis (lake whitefish), 2538 nucleotides long. Its product is annotated as ras association domain-containing protein 1. The record is from RefSeq and is a predicted model, not a curated record. Gene Ontology annotation, cellular component: nucleus; microtubule cytoskeleton. Gene Ontology annotation, biological process: Ras protein signal transduction. Lineage: Eukaryota; Metazoa; Chordata; Actinopteri; Salmoniformes; Salmonidae. The transcript has 7 exons. Bases 381 to 1523 code for a protein of 380 amino acids.
CAGUCCGGAUGUCAAGAACAGUUGUCUGCUCUUCACUUUCUCGUCUUUCUCUCAUUUGCUUGUCUUGUUAUUGCAUCACAUGUUGGGGAAUAGGGUGAUGGGGUCGUUAUAAAGUUAACGUGCUGCUGAUCAUCUCGAUUUUUGGAAUUUGUGUUUUUCUGUUAUAUAGCCGAUAAUACAUUGUUUCCAGCCCAGACGAGAAACUGCACACCUCUGCUCCGUUAUUCGUAAUAACUUCUAUGGAAACUUGGUACGAUAGAAGAACGUCGGGGGCGAGGCAUCGGCCGCUGCCGGGAUGGAUCCCUGUUUUGUCACAGGUGUGAUGAUUGCCUCUGAGUGAAGAAGGAACUGAAGCUGUGACUGAAGCUGUGACUGACAGAAUGUCUUGGGGUGAGUUCAUUGAGCUCCGUGAGUUGAGGCUGCAUGACAAUGACCAGAUAGAGCUGACCAGCUGCGAGGUGCCUCGCUCACCACCUCGCCUAGAGCGGGCCAAUGCCCUGCGGAUCAGCCCAGGGAAGGUCCCAGAGCUGCUCAGACGGGUGGGCAUCAUCCGACUGCUGGGGGACAGCCUGGACCCACGGCUCACAGAUGAGAGGGGAGAGGGACAUGACUUCCAGCCCUGCAGCCAUGCCCAGCCCACCUGGUGUGACCUGUGUGGAGACUUCAUCUGGGGACUGUACAAACAGAGCCUGCGCUGUGCCAAUUGCGGAUUCACAUGUCACUAUCGAUGUCGACCUCUCAUCCAAUUAGAUUGCAGUUUGGAUCGCGGCUCCAUAGUUGAACAAACAUGUGCUGUAGAACACACCAUAGAGACUGAUACAAAUGUGGAUGAACAGGUCAAAUGUGGGAAGCAGCAGGAGCUGUCAGGCACAGAGAUCCAGCAGAAGGUGAAGGAGUACAACGCUCAAAUCAACAGCAACCUCUUUAUGAACCUGAACAAAGAUGGCUCCUACACUGGCUUCAUAAAGGUCCAGUUCAAGCUGGUACGACCCGUGUCAGUUCCCCCACCAAGAAAAGGUACUACAACACAGGAUGGUGCGGGCAAGAAGAAUGGGGGAGUAAAACGUUGCACCUCUUUCUACCUGCCCAAGGAUACAUCCAAACACCUACACAUCAGCUCCCGCACACGCGCUCGUGAGGUCAUCGAAGCCUUGCUGAAGAAGUUCACCGUGGUGGACAACCCUGGAAAGUUUGCCCUGUUUGAGCGCACUGAGCGUCAUGACCAAGUGUACCUGCGUAAGCUGUCUGAUGACGAGCGUCCACUCCACCUGCGUCUGUGUGCUGGACCCAAUGAGAAAGCCCUCAGUUUGGUGUUGAAAGAGAAUGAGACUGGAGAGGUCAACUGGGAUGCCUUCUCUAUGCCAGAGCUUAAGAACUUUGUCCGCAUGCUACAGCGUGAGGAGGAGGAGCAUGUCAAGCAGAUUGUGCAGCGCUACGCUCUGGCCCGCACCAGGAUGCAGGACGCCCAAUCUGCUGCUUCCACCCCUAGUGGUUCCUCCCCUGGUGGUUCCACCCCUGGCUGAGAAACACGUCGCCUACGGGACAACCUGCACCUCUGACUGACAACCAUCAAAAGAUGACCAGUCAUCACUGCAUCCAAAGAUCCCAGAGAACACAAGUGGACACCUCCCUCAAAGGAGGAGAGUGAAAGACCGAAUGAGAGCGAGAGGGCGCAAGAGGGCAAGCGCGUGUGAGUGUGAGAGAAAUCAGAAGUGCCGUACACCUGGAGAGAGUCUGUUGUGCCUGAGAGAGAAUGAGAAUUGAGAGAGAGUAUGUGAAACUGUGGUUGAUGAGAAACUGGCUUUGUCCAGUACUGCCUCUCAUUAUGGGGGUGCCAUUUCACUAUCCUGGGUGAGCUACCAGCCUCGUAAUGUUCAUCACCUGUUAUUCUUGCUGGCAGUAGGGUCCAUAGAUUAUAUCAUUUAUAGCUUUUGGGUAACAAUCAAAUAUAAUUUUGAGACACCCGAGUGGGGUCAGCCAUAUCAAAAAGCCCUGUUUAUCUCCCUUAAUGCCUAGCAAUAAGAGGGUAGCCAACCUAUUAGCUAAGACAAUGUUGAACAUAUUCAGGUACUGUCUGCCUCAGUAUCCCCAGACCCAAAUGCUAGACAGAAUAACAAGCGAUGGACAUUAUGGGCCAGGUAGGUACCCCAUGUUUCCAUUUGACCCCAAUGUCUGCCACAUACCUCCUGCACAUCUGUACUGUGAUGGAUGUUACUCUUUUUGCUGGCCCUUUAUGAGGCUGAGUGGGAGUGCCCCAUGUGUUGGGAGCACCUUGAAUGUCAAUUGAGAGGACAAUCCCCAGGUCGAUUUAAUUGAUAGGGGAAUCUCGUCCUUGAAACUUGGAACACUUUGAACUGGAAGCUGAUACUUUUUAUGUUUGUAUUGUGUAUAUUUUUUCAUGUUCUUCAUGAGAUUCUAAACCUCUGUUAAAACAACAGAAUAAUAGAGUUGAGAAUUUGAUUCAUAUUAUCAGCACGUCUAUAUCGCUUGAAAUAAUACCUUGACUGUCCUUUAUUCAAUUAAAAAAAUGUUCUGUUA